This is a messenger RNA of Athene cunicularia (burrowing owl), 2229 nucleotides long. RefSeq names its product mitogen-activated protein kinase 4-like. The coding region runs from base 125 to 985 and encodes 286 amino acids. The record is from RefSeq and is a predicted model, not a curated record. The transcript is spliced from 3 exons. Lineage: Eukaryota; Metazoa; Chordata; Aves; Strigiformes; Strigidae.
UUCUGUGAUUCAAGAAGCUCAUCCUGUAGAGGAAGCUGGUAUUGCUUUUGAGGAAUUAAAUGAGCUUGUUUCUCUCUGCUUCACAGCUAUUGAUUUUCUCGAGAAAAUACUGACAUUUAACCCUAUGGAUCGAUUAACGGCUGAGAUGGGUCUGCAGCAUCCUUACAUGAGUCCCUAUUCAUGCCCCGAGGAUGAACCGGUGUCUCAGCAUCCGUUUCGGAUUGAGGAUGAGAUUGAUGAUAUUUUACUGAUGGAAGCCAACCAGAGCCAGAUGUCUAACUGGGACAGGUAUCACGUAAGCCUCUCGUCUGAUUUGGAAUGGAGACAUGAUAAAUAUCACGACAUGGAUGAGGUUCAGCGGGAUCCCCGGGCGGGGUCGGAAUCCAUCGCUGAAGAAGCACAAGUUGAUCCACGGAAAUACUCCCAGAGCAGCUCGGAGAGGUUCUUGGAGCUCUCCCACUCAUCCAUGGACCGAGUAUUUGAUGCUGAUUGUGGGAAAUCAUGUGAUUACAAAGUGGGGUCGCCUUCCUACUUGGACAAAUUGUUGUGGAGAGACAAUAAGCCCCAUCAUUACUCAGAGCCCAAGCUGAUUUUAGAUUUAUCCCACUGGAAAAGAGCAACCAUAGCACCCGCAGCUGAGCUCUCUCUGGAAGAAGAACCAUCCAACCUCUUUCUGGAGAUUGCUCAGUGGGUGAAGAGCACGCAGGUGGGUCUCGAGUGUCCCGGUUCUCUUCCGGAGAUUCAGGAACGGAGCCUGCCAUCUUCUCCUCACCAUCUCCACAAAGAACCCACGGAGGUGAACGCUGAAACAGACCCCGAGUUUGACUUGGACGUCUUCAUCUCCAGGGCACUGAAACUUUGCACAAAACCCGAGGAUCUUCCGGAAAACAAGCUCAGUGACAUCAACGGGGCCUGCAUAUCUGAGCACCCCGGUGAGAUUGUACAAACAGAGGUGUACCAGAAAGAACGAUGCAUCUUAAAAUGACGAGGACAAAAUCAGCAUUUUCAUUAUGGUCAGAUACCCUCCUGGUUUGACGGGUUCCCAAAACACCCAACUGUGAGCUCCUCUGAGGCACUCGUGUGAAUACAGGCGGUACGGAGCCAGCAGAGAAUGGAACUAGAGGUAGAGUUUGGCCACCAGCCAGAAAAGAACUCUUCAAGAAUGUUAAUGGGGCAGAAAUUCGACCUACAAAAUACGGGCCACUUUGGGAUUUUUAUUUUUUUCUGAUUGGAAGACAAAAUUCGUGCUAAGCGCGUUCUUGUUUGGUUUCUCGCACGUAAAUUCUCCCUCCUGUUGCACGGGGUAGAUCGGAGCUCUCCGAGUGCUUAGGAGGCCCCCACACGAUGCGUUUCAGUGGAACAACCCGGUGCUGUGGGUCCUGUCUUGAGGCCCAGCAGAUCAGCGAGUCCUGUCGAGAGCUAGAAACGGGGUGUCCCACGGUGUGAUGCUGCCUGGCACCACCAGCUACACAGACUCAGCAAGGGCGUCCACCUUUGCGAAUUAAAAAAAAAAGGAAUGAAAUGCUACUAUUUUACCUUCUGACGAAGAUGCUGUGAAGAAAACAGCAGUUCCUGUGGCGUUAGACACGUAACUGGCCACUCUGCUUCUUUGGAAGAUGCUGGUGUCAGCAGGCAGCCGAGCGUGGUUUGUAAAUAGACACAAACACAACUGAUCUACUGUAACUUCUGUUUUCAUCCACACUUCUGAGCACCUUAAUAAUUAAUCAGCUAACAAGAGUUUGUAUAUGGGAGAAAUGUUCUAUACUUAUAUUUAAUCCAACUCGGCAGGUUUUUAAAUGGAAAAUCUGUAAAUAGUGUCAUAAAAGCCAGUCUCCGCUUCCCUUGCUGUUGUGUCACUGUGCUCUCCAGCACACUGGCACUACUAUCACUUGUAAAAGAGAAACUACUGUACUUAGUAACUCCAAGGUCUGUAUUUAACUGUUGUUCCUGUAUGAAUGAUUUCUCCCCUUUUAACAAGCAGUCUACUAAAUGUUUUGAGACGUGAAGAAAGCUCAUUUGAGACUCAGACGGUAACUAACAGCAGCAUUUAUUGUACUAACCCUGGUUUCUAUUCUUGGUGGGAUUAGGUACAGGUUUAGCCGUAGGAGAGCUGUGCUAGGCCUAAAAAUUGUUCUUACUGUGAAGGUCUCUCCUUUGGCUGAUGGAAAUGCUGUUACUCCGGCUGAUUAGUGGCAUAGGCUGCCGGCUGCAGGGAUGGGAUGGGAUGGG